UGCCGAACCAGACCCCCUCUGUUAACAUUUCAACAUGGUCGCCGCUCGAGAGAAUUUCUUAAUGAAUUUUUGUGGAAUUUGAGUCAAAUUAUUUAAUCGAAAUGGGCCGAUGGAUGAAUUUCAGGCUGGUGCUGCAUAAAUACAACUUAUAUCUCUUGUAUGGGAUGUGCGGAUUAAUAUUCACGACACAACUGGCCAUGAUAUAUGUGCAUCAAACCGGCGGACAAGCUACCAUUAAUAAAGAUGAUAUUUUCAAGAAGGGAGAAUACAUUGAAAAACUUGAGAACGCUUUUGAAAAAUUUACCAAGGUAAAGAGUAUUGAUCCAUUUGAGCCAAGUGAAGAGGAAAAACUGAGGAAAAAGUGACAAAAGAUAUGCCUGACACAAGCCAAAGUCAAAAGUCUGUUUCAUUAUCAUCUUGGAUAAUGUGGUAGCAUUGUAGUUUAGAAGGCAGGGGAUUGCAUUAUCACAAGUCAUGUAGAACCAUCAGCAUACUGUACCCCUGAUGUUGCCUGUUUAUUUGUUGUUUUUUUUGUUUUUUUUUUGCUGAACAAUCAAUUUAAGAUUAUGAGACUGGAGGAUUUAUGCAAAACUAGGAGACUCAGGUUUUGCAGGUAUAGAAUCAAAAGGCAGAUUGUCUUCGUGUUUUUUUCAAGAGUUUUAUAAAAAAAAACUAGAUAAAGAGUCAACGUGACACUAAAAGAGGCUGCUUAGCAGACUAAGAAGUUAAGACUAUGAAUGCCUCAAGAAUGUCAUCCUAGCAAAACCAGGGGUAUUUCCUCUAAAGAUGCAAGAAUAUUUAUUCUUCUGAACGUUCAUUUGAUGCGGUGUUAGUACCGGAUUUGUGAAUAUUUUAGAAGUAGAUACCCAAACCUUAGGUCUAAAUAGAAGUUUUUUUAUGUUGUUAAUUUUUUUUUUUUUACGAUAAAAAAAUGUCCGAAAUAAAAUUUGAUCUCGCGCUGGUUUUUUUGUAUGGUCAGCGGCCUUCGCAUGCUUAUUACCAUGGCAAUGGCCUCGAGUGUUCUUUCGAACGCAGUCAUCGAGCACUCGAAUGGCGUUCGAACAUCUGGCGCGCGAGGAAAUCAGUUCGUAAAACCUAUCCCAUUUUAGAUGGCGGAGAGCGAUAAAUACAAGCUCGAACUUGAAGAGCAAAAGAAGAACGUAUUUGUGACACAGCUGAGAGAAGAGGACGACGAAGAUGUCGAAACUCGAAAGUACCAAGUUGUCAACGAGACUUCAGGCAAACUACUGGAAACAGGGCUCAAGACUUUCCAGUCAACCCUGCUCCUCAAGAAACAGCUUGAAGUGGAAAAAGUCCAGGAAGACCUUGAGAUCAAGAGGCAGCAGUUUGCCGAGAGGAUGGCAGCUUGUAAACGCAAGGAGGAGGAGCUUAAGAAAAAACAGCUACAGAUAAGAGAUAGAGUGGGGAAAUUUGAGAAGUUCAUCAAAGAGAAUGAAGCAAAGAGAAGACGAGCUGUUCAGAAAUACCAGACUGAACUGAAACUAAAGGACCAAAAGUCUAAAGAAGAGGAGAUUCUGGCUGCAGAAUUGCAGCAGUUAAAAGCAAGGAAACACUCACUAGAAGCCAAGAUUGCAAAAUAUUCUGUCUAUGAGAAAUAUCUACUGAAAGUAUUGGACUUCCUACCUGAAGAUUACCUUGAAGCAAGCGACUCCAUGCUGAUGGGGAUCAUGAUGAGAUUUAGGACUCUCAGUGCCACCAACCAUACGUUAAUGCAGAUGUUAUCAGACAAGGCAGACGGGGUGGAACAAUCACAGCAGAAAUUAUUGGACAUGAACAACAAUCACACACAACAUUUAGUGCUCAUCAACAGUGAGCUUGCACAUCUACAGCAGAUUUUGGAAGAAACAUCUCAGAAGAAUGCCGAACUGGACCAGCUCCUUAUCAACAACAAGACUACUGUCAGACACCAGAGCGAAAUUCUCGGUCGUAUCCAGUUAGCCAUCAACAACAUAUCGGAACGUUGCCAAAGACGAGUUCUGGUUCCUGUCGAAACGCUAGACUACGAUACCAAACUACACUUGAUUCAAGACCACAUAUCCGAAUACAAUGACAUUUGCAGGCUAGCAAAGCCUUCCGAGGGGGGUCCCCUUAGUACGAAUGGACCUGUUUCCAGUGCCUCGAUUCUGAAGAAGGAUGCGCGGACAGUAAAAACACAGGAAUCCGCGCUUAAGAGCGGCGGGGCGCGCGGGCGACAUCCGCACCAAGAAUUGCGCUUCGCGGCGGAUGUGAAAUAGACACUAGAACACAUGACAUAACACGUGACGGCCUUGUGCGAGAGGGCUUGGGACCUAGAGUGAUACACGAGACAAGCAUGCUUAUUGCGUGGGAGUGAGUGACUCCUUCCCACGCGAAGGCAUAGCAAAACUAUAGAGCUCUCAUCUCUCAAUCAGUAAGAACAAAUCAAACUUCAUAAAAUAUACUGUAAAUUUGUAAAUAACAUAAAUACCUAUGUGUGCAUAGUUUUGGAAAGGAUUUUGUACCAAAAUGCAUUAAAGAUAUGCAAUAUUUUGAUGUUUCUGCCGUUCGUAGUUUUCUGUACAAAGAAGUAUGUCUGUUCUUAAUUUAGUUUGUGUAUGGAGUGUUUUAUACCGGGUUUUAAAUAAACCUUGGAACAAAGCCUGUAAUAGUGAAAAUGUAACAGUCAAAGAGUAUCGGGCAGCCCAUCACAAAAGAGAACAAAGACUGUAUAUUAGUGCCAAAUGAGCUUGAAUGCAUUGUACUAAAUACAAACUAUAAAAAUA
Nematostella vectensis (starlet sea anemone) is the source of this 2762-nucleotide messenger RNA. RefSeq names its product coiled-coil domain-containing protein 42 homolog. The coding region runs from base 1110 to 2255 and encodes 381 amino acids. Lineage: Eukaryota; Metazoa; Cnidaria; Anthozoa; Actiniaria; Edwardsiidae. The record is from RefSeq and is a predicted model, not a curated record. The transcript is spliced from 11 exons.